UGCUUAUUUUGACUCCAUACUUUGUAGGGUUUUUUAAAAGAAUAUUACUAAAAUAAAACUUAUUUACAUAAAUAAGACUAGGGAAAACUGUCAAAUAGGUCCUUGUACUUUUGCAAAAACGUCAAUCAAGUCCUACUACUUUUAAAUGAAUCAAUUAGGUCCAUGAAGUGUAAAAAGUUGGUCAAAUUAGCUAUUUUGCAGGUAGUGAUCCGGUUUCCCGGUUGACAGGUGACCUGGUUGUCCAUAAAUGUCCAUUUGGCAUUUUCUUUUAUAAUUUUCUUUUAUUUUUUAAUCUUUCUAAUCUUUCCUUUUCUCUUUCUUUGUCUCCCAGUGCAUUCUUUCUUCUCCGGGAUGACCCUAUCCACAUUUCCUGACCUUUCUUUCUUCUCUGGCAGAUCGACCUCCACCACCGGCUGACGCCUGACAGCCUCCAUCUCUGAUUGCAGAUCCAUCUCCACCGCCGCGACCUCCGCCACCCCUACCUCCAUACCCAUCAACUCCGCCGCCUCUACCUCCACACCCACCACCUCUGCCGCCCCUACCUGGCUACAUCCAUACCCACCACUUUUACCGUCUUGCCGCUGUUAACCCCAUGUCCACCACCUCCGCCGCCGUAACAUUAAACACACCAAUUCCGGCGAGUCAGCUCCUUACCUCCACACCCACGACUUCCGCCACGUCGACGUCCAUACCCACCAUCUCCGAUCCGCCGCCCCUACCUCCGUAUACUUCCAUAGCCAAAGCCUCCCAGGCAGUCUCAUACCCAUCUAUGUUAGGUGAUGGAGACCAAAACAAGGGCAAGGAGGGACUGAGAGUUGAGAAAACAAAGAAAGAAACAAGAAAGAAGAAAAAAGAAAAGGAGAAGAAGAAUGGGGAUCGGAAGAAGAAGGGGAUCUGGAUCUGCCGGAGAGAAGAGGAAAAGACACAAGUAUAAAGAAAGGAGGGGAAACUAGAAAGAAAAAGAAAAACUUACAGAAGGAAAAAGCGUAAAAACUAAUGGAAACAGUAAAAAAAUUGUCAUGCUAGAUGUCUAUGGACCCACCAACCGGGAAACCGGAUCAUUGCCGGGAGAAUAGCUAAAUUGGUCGAUUUCUAAUACUUCAUGGACCUAAUUGAUUCACAUAAAAGUAAAAGGACUCAAUUGACUUUUUCAUUACUAUAACGUAGUGUUGUGGUAACUUAAGUUCAAAACUUGAACAUGAAUUACUAUGAUUUCAUUACUACUCUAUUAAUUAGUCAUAUUUUUGUAAAUCAUCUUUAUGUUGGUCAUAUUUAUGUAAUUAUUUCUACUUUGUAUAAAUUUCACAUAUCCCAAUGAUCUCAAUUAACUUAAGAAAUAUGUUGUUCCCCGUGCAACGCACGGGUAAAAGACUAGUGUUACCUUUAAGUAUUUUUAGUGUUUAUUCCUAUAUAGUUAUGUAUUCAUUUUGAGUUACUUUUAUUCCUAGAUAAUUCAUUCCUUCUUUUAUUCCUAGAUAGUUGGACCGAUACAGCAG
Molecule: messenger RNA, 1496 nt
Organism: Cuscuta epithymum
Lineage: Eukaryota; Viridiplantae; Streptophyta; Magnoliopsida; Solanales; Convolvulaceae
Source: the annotation of a GenBank genome assembly